Molecule: messenger RNA, 2064 nt
Organism: Micropterus salmoides (largemouth bass)
Lineage: Eukaryota; Metazoa; Chordata; Actinopteri; Centrarchiformes; Centrarchidae
Gene: amh
Product: anti-Mullerian hormone
Exons: 7
Coding region: 39-1670 (543 amino acids)
Biological process (GO): gonad development
Molecular function (GO): growth factor activity
Source: RefSeq, a predicted model, not a curated record
GAAGGGGUCUGACCACACAGGCACACAGACAGUGCAGUAUGUUGGUUUUGAAUGUCUUCUACUAUGGAGCGUUGAUGCUGUGCUGGACCAGGCUUUGUGUGGCCCUGCAGGUCUCACAUGGACGGCCACUUAUCCCGGCCCACGGCCCCACAAUAACAGGAGUCCACCACACAGAGACCACAGAUGGUUUGGAAAUAAAAAAUGCAGAGCCAUCAACAGAGACCUCAUCAGCCUCCACCGUUUCUCAACACAUCCCUCACCAUGCACUGUGCUUUGUGCAUGACAUAUUCGCAGCAUUGCGUGAUGUGGGGAACGACGGUGAACUCACAAACUUCAGUUUGGCCCUGUUUGGAAUCUGCACAGUAUCUGAAAAUUCAUCAGGCUCGGCCUUAUUAGAUCUUGCUAAGGAAACAAACAGAAACCAGAUAAAUGGAUUGGAGGUUUUGCAACCAGCUGGAGUGCUCCUGGCAGAGGAAGACAAGAGAGGAGCGCUUAAGUUCACCUUUGACCUCCCACAGUCACCUUUGCUCAAGCUGAACCCUGUGCUGCUCUUGGCGUUUGAAAGUCCCCUCACAGGAAGAAACCUGGACGUCACUUUCACUAGUCAGUCACUGCAUCCUAACACACAGUCUGUGUGCAUUUCAGGAGAAACACAGUACAUAAUGCUGACAGGAAAAGCAUCAGAUGUUCACCAGAAAUGGAGGAUUUCUGUUGAGACAAAAUCCCCUGAGAUGAAACAAAGCCUGAAAGACAUCCUUAUUGGUGGAAAAUCAGGAAGUAACUUCACCAUGAGUCCACUUCUGCUUUUCUCUGGGGAAACAGGAACUGAUACAAGAUAUACACAUGUUUCAGGUUCCUCCCCAGCCUCGUCACAGACCUCCUCCUUCCUCUGUGAGCUGAAGCGGUUCUUGGGUGAUGUCCAGCCUCAGGACCAGCCCGAGUCCUCUCCUGUCAGGCUGGACUCCUUACAGUCCCUGCCUCCACUGACACUAGGCUUAUCCUCCAGCGAGGCCCUGCUGGCAGGACUAAUGAACUCCUCGGCCCCCACCUUCUUCUCCUUCUCCAACUGGUGCUCCAUGUUUCAGGUGCAUGGAGAGUUGGCCCUGUCUCCUGCACUGUUGGAGGAGCUCAGGCAGAUGUUGGAGCAGACUGUGAUGCAGAUAAUGGAGGUAAUAAGGGAGGAGGAGGUCGGUCAUAGAGCCACGGAGAGGCUGGGGAGGCUCAAAGAACUUAGUGCUUUGCCAGCGAAGGAACCAGCAGCAGGAGACAGCCAGUACCGUGCAUUUCUUCUGCUGAAGGCCCUGAAGACAGUGGCCCGAACGUAUGAGGUGCAGAGAGGACUGCGGGCUACCAGAGCUGGCCCCAACAACCCAGUGAGGGGCAACAUAUGUGGCCUGAGGAGCCUCACUGUGUCCCUUGAAAGACGUCUCAUGGGUCCAAACUCUGCCAACAUCAAUAAUUGCCAUGGCUCUUGUGCUUUCCCCCUGGUCAAUGCCAACAACCAUGCCGUCCUGCUCAACUCCCACAUCGAGAGUGAGAAUGUGGACGAGCGGGCGCCGUGUUGUGUGCCUGUGGCAUAUGAAGCCCUGGAGGUGGUGGACUGGCAUGAACAUGGGACUAGCCUCUCCAUUAAACCAGAUAUGGUAGCGAAGGAGUGUGGAUGCCGCUAAAGCUGUUUUCUUCUUGGAGUGUACUUGUGACACAAAAGAUAUUUUACAUCUUUGGUUUAACAGUCACUGACCAUAGUUAGAAACAUAUCACUUAAAUGUUACGAUACUGUCAUUUAUUUAUUCACACAGUAUUAAUACACUGGGAGUAAAUGCACAUUAUUUCACAGAAGUGUCUUUAUGCUACAUACUUUCACAUAUAUAGACAAUAUUUGCAGUAGAUGCACACAGCACAGUGUUUCUCACACUUACAAAUAAUCAAAUGUAUUGAAACCAAAAACGAUUGUGUUCGAGGGUGGGUCUUUGUCUUCAUGUAAGCCAAAUAUAGUAUUAUCAUCAUCAAACAUCUUAUCAUUCAUAAGACCACUUUUUGUGGUUUUAAUUAAAAUUCCAAUAA